Messenger RNA from Polypterus senegalus (gray bichir), 5130 nucleotides. Its product is annotated as zinc finger protein 883-like. NCBI's taxonomy places the organism in Eukaryota, Metazoa, Chordata, Cladistia, Polypteriformes, Polypteridae. Gene Ontology annotation, molecular function: RNA polymerase II cis-regulatory region sequence-specific DNA binding; DNA-binding transcription repressor activity, RNA polymerase II-specific. Bases 1884 to 3602 code for a protein of 572 amino acids. The transcript is spliced from 2 exons. The record is from RefSeq and is a predicted model, not a curated record. Gene Ontology annotation, biological process: negative regulation of transcription by RNA polymerase II.
AUAAAUUCUUAAUUUUGUUUAUCAAUGUUCACCCGCAAACAUGUAAAAAUAUUUGAGUGUUGAAGUAUCUGAAUUCUGUUAAGGACAUUGUAUAUACAAACCUAUAAGACAUUUUUUCACAAACCAGUCUAUGCUGUGAGAACUUCUACCAGUUGACAAUCAUCGUUAAAGAAAUACUGUACCCGAAAAUAUAUUUUUUUAUGUUACCGAACCUGGUGUAGUUUGUAGUGAUGGCAAAUUAAAACUGUUAAUCACAUGGUUUUAUACAGAAUGGAGAGAUAAAGUUUAUGAUAUAACGGGCAUGUAUGGUAACCAAAGCUGAAUAACAGCAAAUUAUAUUAAAAAUGUCCAUAAAUAAAAAAAUAAAAAAAUCACACAUUACUCUUGUCGCAUAAUCCAUGUCAAAUCAUCCAGUCACAACAUCCCAAUCGCAUGUAUUUUUAAAUAAAAACAUUUGGCAAAGGUUGUCAUAAACAAAAAUGGAAAGUACUUAGAUGCAAACAAGCAUUUGAAUUGCAGACCUGAUUUUUAUCUUUACAUUUAUACUCAUAUCCACAUCUAGAGUACCUCAGGAUUAUUUAUCAUUACUCACUGAAACUGCACAGGUGAAUUGACCUUCUGCUGGCUGAAUUACUUCAGAUAUGCAUAAGUACGAGGCAGAUGCUUGUCCUGAUAAUGUUUUCACUUGCUACUUUUUAACUUUUAAUCUUUAGUUCUACAUGAGCUCAGUACACACUUUUUGUUGCUAUUACGUGAAGCACAAUGUUAUCCAGUGAAUAAGCUUUUAAUGUGCUGGACUCCUGACCAAUGAAUCAGGUAGAGAGUAGGGUCUUCAGUUUUUAAAUGCUCAGGUGCAUCUGAGAAUAUUCCAUUUUCAUUCAUAUGAGAUUGUUCUGGAAGUGUUCUAUUUAACAAUGUUUUAUGUAUGUGUGACAUUGUGAGCAUAUGACUGGAUGACAUUUAUGUGAUAUGAGAAACAGGAGAUUUUUUUCAUGAACAUUUGUUUACAUUGUUUGCUGUUGUCCUAUGUUGAUCACCAUAGAUGCCUAUUCUAUCUGAAUCUUUAUUUCCUUCUGCCUGAAAACAUGAGAUUAAAAUUUUUCAUGGCCACCACUACAUUCUACACAGGGUAAGUAACAUAUACGAGUACAAACCUCCUUUUUGGAUGGAACAUUCCUUUAAAUAAAAAAUGCAAAUUGGGCAGGUAACUACAGACUGGUAAAUGUAAUCUAUGUCAAAAGUAAAUUAAUGAACACUUUCUUUCUGCAAACAAAUAGGCUAGUGUGUGAAGUGACAAUUCUUAAAUCUGCUGUGUGCAAGUGGGCACUGUGGUGGACUGGUUCUUUGUUAAGGCCUGUUUCCUUCCUUGUGCCCAGUACUGCCAGGAUAGAUUCUAGUCCAGGCCCAUGAACUACAUUCAGCAGGUCUCAGAAUAAUAUGGUAUGGUAGUUAUUAAAGGCAAUAUUGGUCCCACCAAUACUGGGGGGUUUUGGGUAGUGCUUGGAUGUUUCAAGCACAAGGAUAUCUUUAGCAAUUGUUUAAAAGUUUAGAUGGCACUGAAUAGGGAAGAUUAAAGUCUCUAGGGUAUCUGUUAAAAUCUCUACAGAUGGAUAUGGACAAAAUUCUGAUUUUGAUUAGUACUGUUCAGCUAAAGUUAAAUGUGAAGUCUUACCUUUUGAAAUUCCAAAAGUUUCAAAAUCUAGUUGCACAAUAAUGGGUUUAAGGCUUUAUUAUAAAGCUUUCACCUUAUUAGGAAGAAUCUAUACAGUGUUCAGAAGCAGUUGAAAUGUUCAAUAGCAACCAUGCUGUGGGGAGUACAAACCAACAGGGGUUAUUAUGCAAAGUGACAAGGAAAACUCCAGAAAAAGCAAUUGUUACAAAGAAUGGAUGAAGGCAUUAACUCAAGUGUGUUCUGUGCUUUUUUUUAUUCAGUUUUGAGUUUAUUCUGUUGUGUUCUGUUCACAGGUUGGAAAAAUGAGGCUGGCUUAACACAUGAACAAAUGGAGCAGAUGUGCCCAGGUGUCAAUGAGACUGCAGAGAUGAGCCAUAAAUGUGACGAGCUGGCUUUUAAAGAACACAGAAAUGAUGAGAAAAAGGAAAAUCUCUUGCUACACAAGAACCUCAUUUUCGCUGAUACCACAGAUCAAAGAAGUGUGGACAUUAAGAAAGAAGAUUGUGAAUGGGAAUCCAUUCACCUGGAAAAUCAUGGAAUUAAGGAGGAGGAGGAUAGUGAGUGGGUGUCAGUAAGCAUUAAAGAAGAAUACGAGCCAAGAUCGAUUAGCUCAGACAUGCUGAAAAAUGAAAUUGUAAGCAGCAUAAAGGAAGAAGUCAUCAAAUCAGAGCCUUUCUUUCAGUAUGUGUGUUCAGGUGAAGAGCUGCCUCAAAUAGGCUUUACAUCGAGCAGUCACCAUACCCUAGAGUAUCAUUCUGUUCAUCUGAAGUCCGAAUCAUUGGAGCCGGAGAUAAAGACCGAGGAAGCAUCAUGUUCAAGUCAAGAUUUACAGGGGAGUGCCUUUGCCUCACCAUCAUCAGUUGUUCAGAACUCUCUUCAGCGCAAAACACAGCAGAUAAUGCAUGAUGGAAAAAUGAAGAUACUGGAGUCUGGAUCAGAAAUUUUAAUUACUGACACUUUACAGGAUAACUCUACACCCAUUGUAAAACUAAUAAGGUCAGAUACAACAAAUAUUAAAGAACAGGUGCAAAAUUCAAAUGGAGAAGAUUUGCAUAUCUGUGAAUAUUUGGGAGAAACUAAUAAAUGCAGAGAUGAAUGUAAAGAUGAUCAGAGGAGUUGUAAAAGUCGGGAGUCAUAUUGCUGUUCUGUUUGUGGAAAACAAUUCUUUAAGAAUUGCCAUCUUCAGACUCACAUAAGAAUUCACACUGGCGAGAAACCAUACUGCUGUUCUGAAUGUGGAAAACAAUUCUCCAGCAGCACCAAUCUUCAGAUCCACAGAAGGAUUCAUACUGGAGAGAAGCCAUAUUGUUGUAAUGAGUGUGGCAAACAAUAUUUGCAAAAAGGCCAUCUUCAGCACCAUUUAAGAAUUCACACUGGUGAAAAGCCGUAUUGUUGUUCUGAAUGUGGUAAACGAUUCACCAGGAAUAGCAGUCUUCAGAUUCAUCAAAGAAACCACAAUGGUGAGAGUCCAUAUUGUUGUUCUGAAUGUGGCAAGCGAUUCACCACCAACAGUAAUCUUAAAACCCAUACAAGAAUCCAUACGAAGGAGAAGCCACAUCAGUGUUCCGAAUGUGGCAAACAAUUUUGUAGCAGUAGUAAUCUCAAGAUCCACACAAGAAAUCACACUGGGGAGAAGCCAUACUGCUGUUCUCAGUGUGGAAAACGAUUUGCCAGAAAUAGCCGUCUUCAUAUGCAUGAAAAAAGGCACAAUGGUGAGAACCCGUAUUGUUGUUCAGAUUGUGGCAAACGAUUCAGCACCAAUGGAAAUCUUCAGGUACACAAAAGAAUUCACACAGGAGAGAAACCAUACUGCUGUGAGGACUGUGGCAAGCAAUUCAUCACUAGUAGUCAUCUUCAGAGGCACAGAAGAGUUCACACUGGAGAGAAACAAAACAUCACUUCAAAAAACCACCUCAUGACUCAAGAGUGAAGUUCAUUCCUGUAUUAAAAGUAUGCAAACUAAACCACUGUUGAGAAAUUAACCCUAUGGAUGCAUCAGAUGUGGAAUAAAACCGUUAAAAUUGUACCAGUGUUGCACAACAGGUCUUCUCCAAAAAACAAAAAAAAAUGUUUCAAGGUUCAUCUGGAUGCCCUACUAAUUAUCAUCACCACAUACAAACCACAGCAGGAAGAACUAUUACAGACCACAGAAGUACUGCAUCGAGCCCUUUCUGCAAAUUGUAUGGGAGUAACAGCAUAAGCAAUAGAACACUACACCAAAAGUAAAUAAUGAGGUUCACUUCUGUUUGGAAAGGUACAAAACAAUUGGAGAAAAAUAUCCCCAAGCAGUUUUCCUAUUCUGUAGACAAAAAUGCAAUUAGUAGCAGUCUUCAAUGAAGAUGUUACACCGAUCCCUCGCUGCAAAUUUAAGGUGAUGAGGUACAGUAGUACUACAGAAACAUCAUGACUAAAGAGUAACUUUCACUCCUGUCUUGUAAGCACACCACAAAAAUUUGGAGAAAAUAACUACAGCAAAGCAUAUUGCUGAGAUGAUUGUUGGAAACAAUGCUCUGGAAGAAGCAGCUUUCAAACACAACACAAUGUACACUAGAAAGACACAAAUCCACUCCUGGUGUGAAGUUUGGUCAAAUGUUUUGUAAAACUUCCAAACCUUGUGCACAGAUAGAGGCAGUGAAGUUUGCUAGGAAUGAAGAAAGACAGAGGAAAAAAAAAAACCAACUUGCAAGGAUACAAAUAUUGUGAUAAAUAUUCUGAUUUCCUGCUCAAAAGUCCAUGUAGAUAAGGUAAAGAUUGCUUAGCAGAGACAAAUGAUUAAAAGAUGUUUCUUAAUCAUAGCUGUACAAGGUAGUUCAAUGCAUCAACAGAAAAAAAAAUGGAGAAAUGGAUAAGAGAGUUAGAGAAAUGAACUUGUUCUGGUUCUGGUGAAUUAGGGCAACAAAGUUGCCAUUCUGAAAAUUCUACAAAAAACAGAUUACUGCACCAGACCAUCACUCAAUAGACGCUGAGCACACAUCCUAAACAAAAUAAUGAAAAAAAUAAGGUGCUGCUAGUAAUGGGGAAAACACAGAGUCCAGCUAAGAGAAAAAUUGAUGCCAGGAAACUGAAUGCACUUGUUUUAUAUAUAAUAAAAAAAGCAAUCAAACCUUGACCUUGGAUGAAGAAUUUUCAGUCCCAGGUGACUACUAAUUUCUGAGAAUGGAGAGGCAACAAAAAAAACAAAACACUGGACUCGAAUUUUACUUGCGAUACAGAGAAAUUCUAUUUGUUUGGGAGAGGACUAUACUGAUUUUUGGUUUAUGAAUAACUGUAUGAUCAUUAUGAAUUAUGUAGUUUAUCUUACCAUGUGCACAUACUGAAUGUAUUCAGAAACAUUUUCUCUCCAAUAAGUAAAACUACAAGGGUCAUUCAGAAAGUUUCUGCACUUUUAUAUUUCCGAUGGAAAUGGUGAAGGUGGGAGGAGUAGUAAAUGGGCAUUAAAAAGUUGGUACGACACUGCA